ACAAAAAGAAAAAACUAAACAUAAGUCUUCUAAAAUUUAACAAAAUUUAACUUAAAACUUUAACUACAACAACUUAAACUAAAUAAAACAACAACUAUAACCAACAGCACCUUUAACUAUUAAGCAAAAAUUUAUUAAACUAAAAUUUUAGGGGCAAAUUAAACUCCCCCCUCCCCCCAACAAACGGCAACAACGAUUAUAUUAAAGGUUUUACUAUAUAAAACAACAACAACAAAACUUUUAAAACUAAAAACAAAAAAAUUCGCACAAAAACAUUUAAUAAAGCAAGAAUAAUAGAGAGAGAAAUUUCUAAAACACGAUCAAUUUAAGGGGUCCAAUGUUGCAGCAACACGCAACAUGUUUACAGCAACAUUUAAAGGAAACAACAACAACAACUACUACUACUUGGCCACAACCAACAAAAGCAAAAACCUCUACAGCAACAAAACAAAAUUUAAUAUGUUUAAACAACAACAACAACAAACAUGAAAAUUCUCUUAAAACACACUUACGCUCUCAACAAGGGAUAACAGUAAACCUUAAACUCCCUUUAGCUGCUGGCACUCAUUUAAACAACAACAACAACAACAGCAGCAACAGCAAUAACAACAAUGUUGCCCUGCAUAGGUCCUCUUCCUCAACAAGCAUUAAGAGCAAUAACAACAAUAAUAACAACAACAAUGUUAACAAAACAUUAGCAACACAAUGGGCCUUAAAUUUGCUAAAAACAACUAAGCAAAAUGCACAACAACAGCAACAACAAGAACAACAAAAACCAACAGAAAUUAAACCAGGCUUAGCUAUUAAAAAAGCAACAAAGCCUAGUUUUAAUUUCUUAACGGAAAACCGCAAAAAGGCACAAAUUUUAAAAGAAAAACUUUUAAACGACAGCAACAUGUUGACGCCAAUACAAAAGCAAGAAUCCUUAGAUUCACAAAAACAAGAAUCAUUAGAUUUUAAUAGUAAACGUCGGAGAGGACGUCUAAGGUUGUCUUAUGAAACUAAGCAAAAUUUGGUUAAAAAUGAAAAGCAUCAGCAGCAGCAGCAGUUGGAGUAUAAUGUGCCAGCAAUAUUGUUUAUAAACAAUGUUGCUAAAGUAAUAACAACGUUAUUGUUAACACAUAUGUUAGCGUUUAUACAACAAAUAAAACAACAUAAAUUUGUAUAUAAACCACAACAACAAAAACAAAAAUCCCAAAUAACCGUUAAACAACAACAACAACAAAACUCCCCUUAUAAAAAACCAGCAGAAAAUGUAGUAUUAUCUUUAAUAAAACAUAUAAUUAUAAAAACUAAAACUAAUAAUCAUAAUAAACAAAAACGUAAACAAACAUCAACUACAUUAUCAACGUCUUCAUCAGCUGCAAUAUCCUCCUCCAACAACAAUCCCCUACUCCCUUAUGCCUUUCUCUUCUUAAUAACGCUCCUUAUACUUCCAUGUCAUCAACCCCAUAACGGUCUGGCCGAAGCCGCCAAACCUAAAUCGGCCACUCAACACUCUAACAACAACAACAACAACAAUCAUCUGCAACAUCAACAGCAGCAGGAUAAACCGAAUAUCGCCUAUGCUGCUGGUGCAGAUAAUGUCCAUAUUGAUAAGGAGGGCACUGUCUUAACACCGCCCUCAUAUCAAGUUGUAUCAUCGCAAACAUCGAAUGAAGAGGAAACCGAAUAUAUACUCGAUUCGGAUGAGCGUAAUUUCGAUUUGGAAAAUGAGAGCAUAAAUGAGGUGAAUGAAGAGCAGGAGGAUGAUAUGCAGGAGCAGGAACGUGAUUCUUAUGAAAAAUAUGAUAAUGAUACCCAUUAUGAAAAUGCAACCGUCAUUAAAACGCCGCUCUUCCCCAAAGAUCUCUUUACCAAAGAGCAACUCGAAAAUGGUGCUGUUGUAUGUCAUAUUAUCGGUGUGAUAUACAUGUUCGUAGCCUUGGCCAUCGUUUGCGAUGAAUUCUUUGUGCCUUCCUUGGAUGUGAUCAUCGAAAAAUUGGGCAUUACAGAUGAUGUUGCGGGCGCCACAUUCAUGGCAGCCGGCGGCAGUGCGCCCGAAUUAUUCACCAGCGUUAUUGGCGUCUUCGUGUCAUUCGAUGAUGUGGGUAUCGGUACAAUUGUCGGUUCGGCUGUCUUCAAUAUACUGUUCGUGAUCGGUAUGUGUGCGUUAUUCUCGAAAACGGUGCUGACGCUGACGUGGUGGCCGCUGUUUCGUGAUUGCACCUUCUACAGUAUUAGUCUAAUGGUAUUGAUAUACUUCUUUCGGGAUAAUCUCAUCUACUGGUGGGAGGCUCUUAUUCUGUUCAGCAUUUACUGUGCCUAUGUGACCUUUAUGAAAUGGAACGUGGAGGUGGAGACGUGCGUCAAGAGAGUGAUAACGAAAAAUAAGGUGACUCGCGUCCGAAGUACAGAUCAGCUUAUGCCAGCAGGCAAUGCUGCCAAUUCCUCGGAAACUUCAAUGGCCACACAGCCUGGUGGUUCGGUAACAUCGAGAGCGGCUUCGGAGUCGAGAUCAGGACCGCCUGGAUCCAGUAGUGGUGCUGGCACUACAGGUAAUAGCAGUGGUGCAAAUGCGAGUAGUACACAGACUGGUGCAAAAUUUCGUCAUGGCCUAUUGCAGCUUAUGAUUCACACAAUAGAUCCGCUACAUGAUGGUGAGUUCAUGAUGUUUCCAUAGUGUUUUGCACACUCACUACUCACUCACACUCAGUUACACUAUUCACUACACACAACCACCGACAAACACACACACACAGUUCCCCCCAAACCACUCCAAUCUAAACCCUCCUCAAAAUAACAACAACCUCAAGACUCUUUUCACCCUCAAUUGUUCCUUUUUUUGAAAAAACAAUUAAUCGCAAAACAAACCCUUGUUAAUAUCAAUUAUCAAUUAAAACCUCAAACAAAUAUCAGUCAGUAUUCAUUUUCAAAAGCUCUCUCUCUCCCGCCCACUCAUUCAGUUUGUACAAAAUUUGUUUGAAAUUUAUUGUUAAAAAUUACAGCAAAAGUUUAAAUAUAAAAAAAAAUUAUUAAAAAAAAAAC
This is a messenger RNA of Lucilia sericata (common green bottle fly), 3027 nucleotides long. RefSeq names its product sodium/potassium/calcium exchanger Nckx30C-like. Gene Ontology annotation, cellular component: membrane. The transcript is spliced from 3 exons. Gene Ontology annotation, molecular function: calcium channel activity; calcium, potassium:sodium antiporter activity. The coding region runs from base 338 to 2662 and encodes 774 amino acids. Gene Ontology annotation, biological process: intracellular calcium ion homeostasis; calcium ion transmembrane transport. The record is from RefSeq and is a predicted model, not a curated record. NCBI's taxonomy places the organism in Eukaryota, Metazoa, Arthropoda, Insecta, Diptera, Calliphoridae.